Molecule: messenger RNA, 879 nt
Organism: Zasmidium cellare ATCC 36951
Lineage: Eukaryota; Fungi; Ascomycota; Dothideomycetes; Mycosphaerellales; Mycosphaerellaceae
Exons: 1
Coding region: 1-879 (292 amino acids)
Molecular function (GO): S-adenosylmethionine-dependent methyltransferase activity
Source: RefSeq, a predicted model, not a curated record
AUGGACGCAAAGACUGGUAGUGGCGAAAACUGGUCUCGCGUGGCGGAAAUCUUCGCUAGGGUCGCCGACGAGCGUGACCCAUUGAGCCCAAACGGACGAGGAAACAAGGAGAUGCUGGAUGCUGUUGAAGCGGUCUUGCCUUUAAACCAGGCUACUUACAUACUAGAUGUCGGAUCCGGGCCAGGGCAAGUCAUCAAAGGCGUUUUAGGUGCCGAGGAGCAGAAGCCACAGAUCCCAAAAGAUGCUCGAGUUGUUGCGACUGAUAUUGCCGAAUCUUUCGUCAAGAUGCUCAAAGAUACCAAGCAGAAGAAUGUCGACGCUGGCGAAGAUAUCUGGAAACGAGUCGAAGUCACACAAUGGGAUGCGAAGGAUCUUGUCGAAGUUCAAGAUGAUUCAGUCAGUCACCUUCUGGCCGGAUAUUGCUACGUUGCCAUGAAGGACGAGGGGCGAGGAAUUAAAGAAGCUCUACGAGUCCUCAAACCAGGAGGUUGCUUUGUUCAGUCAAACCUGGGAGAUACAGAGUGGGGAUCACUGCCAGACUUCGUUACCCAAGUCAGGCCUGAGAAACAGCCACACUCUACCAGCGAGAACGCCAAAGGCUGGUGGACCACUGAAAAGGUCAAGAAGAAGCUGGUCGAUGCCGGAUUCAAGAAUGUUCAAGCCAAGGAGUUCCCGGUGUCCAUGCACAUGAACUCGUACGAGGAGGUUAUCCUGUUCGUGUGGGAAGGCUUUCCGUACAUGAAGCCGCUCACAGAGGACAUGAGCGCGGCAGAAGUGGCACAGGCCAAAGACUUGACGUUGAAGUACUUGAAAGAAAGGCAUCCAGCUGAGCCAUUUAGGUUAGAAGGCACAGGUAUGGUUGCAUGGGGGACGAAAUGA